Messenger RNA from Hypoxylon fragiforme, 1802 nucleotides. RefSeq lists its product as uncharacterized. NCBI's taxonomy places the organism in Eukaryota, Fungi, Ascomycota, Sordariomycetes, Xylariales, Hypoxylaceae. The coding region runs from base 705 to 1382 and encodes 225 amino acids. The record is from RefSeq and is a predicted model, not a curated record. The transcript is spliced from 3 exons.
UGAAACGCCAAUGGUGAGGGAAACGGCGCAUCGUCGUUCUGGCUCCAGGCCCUUUCACCUCAUCGCAUGUGGAACCGGGUGUGGAGUGGUGUUUUCAGUGCGUUUUGCGUUCAAUCUUCUUCGUCAGGCCAUGGCAAUCUCGAUUUUCUUCAAGGCUUAACCUCUCGCUAUUGGCUUCUUUCCCUUCUUCUUCCCAUUUCGGCCUCGUCCGUUGACACUGUUUUUUUUUUCUCCCAUUCGACCAUUAGGCGCUUGCGUCUUUCGCUUCUAUCCUCCCCGUACGUGUGCUAUGCAUCGUAUUCGCUAAGAUUAUUCUUCUUUCUUCUUCUCUUCUUUUAAUCAUUCUUUUCAUUUCAACCCCUUACCCAUUUACCUUUUUUUUUCUUCUUUCGCUUCUUUCCGGCUUGACGUCGAAGGCGUAGGUGCUGUCGCGCUGCCCUAAAGUCGAUAUUCUUUUUUUUAUAUCGACGUGCCGUUCUUUUAUACUUUCAAGCCCUUCGACUUCGAUCAAACGCCGCCCUUGACUAUUAGCAAAAAGACGCCGGUCGUCAAUACCGCAUUUUUAAAACACAAAAAAGCCAAACCCAAACGAUACCAACGUAAACUGUACUGGAGGAAGUAAGAGGGGAGAUAUUGUUGUUAAAAGAGCAGGAGAGAGAAAGAAAGAGAGAGAGUGUGGGAAAAGAUAAAAAUAAUAAGUCAAGAUGGUUAAUAAGGUGCUUGCGGCCUUCAUGGUCACGGACGGGCUGUUUGUGGCGAUGGGCGCGAUCAUGCUGGGCUUCAGCGUCAUUGUCCAGCAAACGUGUUUCGACACGCCGGGAGACGGAAACGAGGCAGCCCGAGAUUUGCUGUACCAGAAGUUCCCCUUUACAGCCGGCAUCGUCAACGCAGUCUUCGUCUUCGUCACCUUCCUGGCCACGAUCCCCGCCAUGGCGACGAAUAACCGGAGCUGGCUCAAGCUCGCCGGGUACAUGGUCGUCGUGACCGCCGUCUUCACCAUGGCCAUCGGCGUGGACCUGUGGAUCCUCACCCUGACCAUGAAGGAGGAGUUCCACCAGAUCUGGCUGUCGCAACAACCUCCCGUGCAAGAGAUGAUGCAAGCAGCUUUCAACUGCUGCGGCUUCUUCAACUCCUCCUCCCCCGCCUUCAUCACCGACGCGACGUGCCCGAGCCCCGCGACCGCCGCCCUCAUGCAGGGGUGCUCGACGCCGCUGAGCUCCUUCGGCAAUACCUUCGUCGACAACAUCUUCACCGCCAUGUUCGGCAUGGUCGGCAUCGACACCGUGCUCAUCAUGUCCAUCGCCUGCCUGCUCAAGGACCGGAAGGAGCGCGAGCGCUUCCGCCACAUCGACGAGAAGAGCGGUGUCCGAGGCACUUUUUAAAAAUUCCUAAAUAAAAAAAGAUUUGCCAACAUGCCUCUUCCUGAUUAACGAUAUGUGCCGGGCAUCAAGUGGGGGGGUUUUUUUUUCUCGGUUGUCAACGUGUAGAUUUUUUUAAAAAUUUUUAGGAAUUUACCGAUAAUGGGAAGAAAUCUACUGUUUGGUCGGGUUUGGCUGGAGAUGUUUUCACGUGUAGCAGGCAGCAAGCAUCAUGACGAGUUGGAAGCAAUUUCAUCAAAUACAACUACCACUAAUUUUUUUUGCCGAAUUGUGGAAACAUUAGAAAUGAUUGUAGAAACGGCCGGCUGUCAACGGAUCCCCUGAAUUAAGCAUUCCCUUAUUAUCCUGUUGUUCAUGUUUAUAUGAUAGUUACCCCUAUAUAUCGUUUUUAGUCAAGAAACUAUGCUAUUUAUUCUUCUAGAU